Messenger RNA from Arabidopsis thaliana (thale cress), 1400 nucleotides. RefSeq names its product actin depolymerizing factor 8 (gene ADF8). The transcript has 2 exons. Gene Ontology annotation, cellular component: actin cytoskeleton; cytoskeleton. Bases 764 to 1216 code for a protein of 150 amino acids. The record is from RefSeq and is marked reviewed. Gene Ontology annotation, molecular function: actin binding. Gene Ontology annotation, biological process: actin filament organization; actin filament depolymerization. Lineage: Eukaryota; Viridiplantae; Streptophyta; Magnoliopsida; Brassicales; Brassicaceae.
GAGAAAAAGGCCAUUGGGCCAGAAGUGAACAAGGCCCAAUUAUGGGUUCAAUGGUCGUUUGGGCCGCAUAAAACAAUAUUUAGCAUAGAGGCUAAAGUCAAAGUAUAUAGAAGAGAAAAAAAUAUAUAUAACAUGUUCAUCAUGAAAACUUCAACGGUCCAAUGAUCUCCCGACCAAAGUUGAGCUCAUAUGCAACAAACACAAAUAAAUAUAGAUUUAUAUGUAUUAUCAAGGAUUAAAACUAUAUAUAGGUUUGAAAAAAAUGGGCACGACGUGAUAGCAUCAAAGUCAUCUAUUUCAAGACGUGAUCAGCCUAAAGACCAAAAGAAAAUAUCAAAUAUUACCCAACUUUUGUGUUUUUCCUCAACCUCAUAAACCCCCCCAAUCCUCCUCACUCUUCCCUAUCCUCUUCAUUUUUCCCAAUCAUCAAACACAAGAUUAGAGUUCGAUUCUCCAAAGAAAAUAUGGUAAGUUCCUACAUUUAAUCUUCUGAUGUAGAUGAUGAUGAUGCAUUGAUUCUGUUUAUGUUCUGAUUGUCAACAUGUGAAAUUUAUAUGUGGAUGGUGUGGUUGAAUAUAUAUGGUUUUGUGUUAUUUGGUUUUGGAAGUGUAACACAUGAAUAGGUUUCAUGUAUAUAUUGACUUCAUUAAGAAUGAUGUUGUGGACAUAUGGUUUAUAUGCUAUGAUCCUAAAUCACAAUCUAAGUUUUAUGGUAACUGGUUAGGAAGAUGUAUAGAAUGGAAACAGCUUAAUAUAUAAAUAAAUGACUACGUGUGUGUGUGUGUGUGUUGUGCAGGCUAAUUCAGCGUCUGGGAUGCAUGUGAAUGAUGAAUGCAAGAUUAAGUUCUUAGAGUUGAAAGCAAAGAGGACUUACAGGUUCAUUGUGUUCAAAAUUGAUGAGAAGGCACAGCAAGUGCAAAUAGAAAAGCUUGGGAAUCCAGAAGAAACUUACGACGAUUUUACCAGCUCUAUCCCCGAUGACGAAUGCCGAUACGCUGUCUACGAUUUUGAUUUCACCACAGAGGACAAUUGUCAGAAGAGCAAGAUCUUUUUCAUCGCGUGGUCACCUGAUACAUCGAGAGUUCGGAGUAAGAUGUUGUAUGCAAGCUCAAAAGACAGGUUCAAGAGAGAAAUGGAAGGAAUUCAAGUUGAAUUGCAAGCAACUGAUCCUAGUGAGAUGAGCCUUGACAUCAUCAAAGGACGACUCAAUCUCUGAGCAACAACAACAUUCUAAUGCAUCCUUUAUUCGUUUCAAAUUGUUAAGCUUUAACAUGCCAUUUUCUUGGACCAUUUCUGCUUUUGCUUGUCCGCUAUAUUACAUUUUGUGUGGAUUCAAUGUCUUUAAAUUGUUUUGUUUUUCACAAGAAAGAAAAAAAAGAAUGAUAAUUAUUUUGCAAAGA